GUCCGUAUCCGUACAUAAUAAACGAGGAGAGCGAAGAUGGACUUGUGGUUUGGAUCUGGAUGAGCCGGAUAUGGACUGCUCGUUCUCCACAGGCGGUGGUGGCGAUCCCUGAAUGCCAUGGCCCAGAGGAGCAAUUAGCCGUAGAGUGAAAGCUUCUGCUACCAGGCAGAGUGGCAGACCUCCACCGAAGCAACCAAAUCGCUGGACACAGUUCGAUUAAUGUCGGAGAGGUGAAAUGGAGAAAUUAAAUAAAAUUCUGAAAUCAUCGUUUCUCGUCAUCGUCUUCUUCUUCUUGUUCUCCGACAUUUUCAUGUACUGCUCAGUUGCAGAAGGCGUUACUCCAGAUGAAGCUAAACAGCUCAGAGACGAGGUGCGUGAAAUGUUCUAUCAUGCCUUUGAUGGGUAUAUGGAGCAUGCGUUUCCACUUGAUGAAUUAAGACCUCUCACUUGCACCGGAGAAGACACACUUGGUGGUUAUGCCUUAACUCUUAUUGACUCCUUAGACACAUUGGCCUUAUUUGGUGAUCGAGAACGAUUUGCUGCCUCAGUUGAAUGGAUUGGUAAAAACCUUCAAUUUAAUAUUAACAAAACAGUUUCUGUCUUUGAAACCUCAAUCCGAAUCCUUGGAGGUCUACUUUCUGCUCAUCUGAUUGCAAGUGAUUAUGCUACGGGCAUGAGAAUUCCAUCCUAUGAAAAUCAAUUACUUCACUUAUCUGAGGAUCUAGCCCGUAGGCUGUUACCUGCAUUUGACACUCCUACUGGUAUUCCAUUUGGAUCUGUCAAUCUACUGCAUGGAGUUGAUGAAAAUGAAAGCAAGAUAACAUCGACAGCUGGUGGUGGCACUUUAACUUUAGAAUUUGGGGUGCUGAGCCGUUUAACAAAUAAUCCAGUUUUUGAGCAAGUUACAAAAAAUGCAGUUCGUGGAAUUUGGGCACGCCGUUCUAAACUCAACCUAGUCGGUGCUCAUAUCAAUGUUUUUACAGGUGAAUGGACUCAAAAGGAUGCAGGAAUAGGGACAAGUAUUGAUUCCUUCUAUGAGUAUCUUCUGAAGGCCCACUUAUUAUUUGGAGAUAAGGAGUAUCUAUAUAUAUUCCAAGAAGCUUACAAGGCUGCAAUGCACUAUCUCUACAAUGAUCCUUGGUAUGUGGAGGUGAAUAUGAAUUCUGCUGCGAUUGUCUGGCCAUUAUUUAACAGUCUGCAGGCAUUCUGGCCAGGCCUUCAGGUUUUAGCUGGCGACAUUGAUCCUGCUGUUCGUACACAUUCUGCCUUCUUUAGUGUAUGGAAAAAAUUUGGCUUCACCCCUGAGGGUUUUAAUCUUGCCACACUCAGUGUUCAGUAUGGUCAAAAAAGUUAUCCAUUGCGCCCAGAAUUGAUGGAGAGCACCUAUUGGCUCUACAAAGCCACCAGAGAUCCAAAAUAUCUUGAUGCUGGACGUGACAUGGUUUCCAGCCUGCAAUAUGGGGCUAGAUGCCCUUGUGGAUAUUGCCAUAUAUCAGAUGUGGAAUCGCAUGAACAAGAUGAUCACAUGGAGAGCUUUUUCCUUGCUGAAACCGUUAAAUAUUUAUGGCUUCUAUUUGAUUUGGCUGCGGGCUCAGACAAUCUUGUUGAAAAUGGGCCAUACAAGUAUAUCUUCAGCACUGAAGGCCACUUAUUGCCUGCAACCCCUGAAAUAUCCCUAGUACAUGAACAUUGUUCUUACUUCGGGGCAUUUUGCAAAAAUGAAAGCAUGAGAAAGCGAUCGCAUUUGUCAGAUGUCUCAUUUGGCUCUCAAGAAGCCAAAGGUAUUGAAUUCCACAGAGUUCAAGAUCAUACUAGGUUUCUCUCAGACCCAAUAUCUCAUGAGUCAGGUUUGAUCAAGGGUGUCUGCCAGGGACUAACUUAUGAGCAAAAGAUUGGAAUAUCAUUUGUGGCUGCUACAGGUAAAACUCAGACAGAGGAGCCUAGAGAUCAGCAAGAGACUAGUCUGAAGCCAAGCCAUUCAUUAUUUGUUAGUGAUCCAGAACAUUCACCAUCCACUGUUAAGAGGAGUGACAAAAGUGUUCCAGAACAUCUACCAUCCGAUGACAACAGGGAUGAUGGAAGCGUUUACGAAUCAAGCCCAAGCAACUACAAGAGUUAAUACUCUUGGUUAUGACAGAGUGGCUGAAAGGAAGACAGAUGUCUGUGAUUCAAUUUUAAAAUGCUCAGGCCCUGACCCUUGAAUGUCUGGGUAUUCCUGUUCUGCAGAAGCACUGGUUGUGACAA
Molecule: messenger RNA, 2244 nt
Organism: Telopea speciosissima
Lineage: Eukaryota; Viridiplantae; Streptophyta; Magnoliopsida; Proteales; Proteaceae
Product: alpha-mannosidase I MNS4
Exons: 17
Coding region: 236-2119 (627 amino acids)
Biological process (GO): carbohydrate metabolic process; mannose trimming involved in glycoprotein ERAD pathway; endoplasmic reticulum mannose trimming
Cellular component (GO): endoplasmic reticulum; membrane
Molecular function (GO): mannosyl-oligosaccharide 1,2-alpha-mannosidase activity; calcium ion binding
Source: RefSeq, a predicted model, not a curated record